UCUCAUCCUCAGUGCUAAUCUUAGUAGUGUCAAUACUUUUUACUGUUCUGUACACAUUUCUUAGCUUGCAGCCAGACUCUUACAGUGUUUUACUUCCAUUAUAUCUGACUGGGAGAGGAGAGUGUAAUAUGUUUAGAUCCAUGAAUCUAAGAGUUAUAGCCUAUCUCCAUAAUGUACAGGAAGCCUAAUCUCCCGGGUGAGUUGAGGAAACACUCUCCCAGCAAGACGCACUCAUAUUUCUGAGUGUGUUUCAUUUCAGUGGAUCAAAUCUUUCCUAUCUCUGCAUCCAAGCUACUCAGUUGUGAUCAGAUGAUCAGGACCCAAGGAAGCGAUUGGAGAGCUGGCUGGCUGCAGCUGCAAUGUAGGCUGUUUGCAGGGACAAGGAACCACUGUUGUGUUUUUUUUUCAAACAUAGCAUAAACAUAGAAGUUAUUUUGUAGGCUCCAGGAUGCAGCGAUGGGCUGCGCUGCCAGUAUUGUUCUGCUACAAGCCUUUCGUUCUGUGGUACAGAGGAACUGUCCACACAUUUGCCGGAGACGCCAGGAAGAGCCAUCACAUGAAUUUCUGCCUCUGGACAGUGAGGACGAAAUGAGCAGACCCAGGACCCUCAUCAUCAUGCAAGAGAAACCCAGACUUCUGGAGCCUUUGGAUUAUGAAACAGUCAUAGAAGAGCUUGAGAAAACUUACUGGAAUGAUCCUCUUAGAGAUCUCAUUUUCUUCCCCAAUGAUGACUUCUCAACAGCUACAAUUUCUUGGGAUAUCCAAACGCUGUAUUCAACUGUACCAGAAGAUGCUGAACACAAAGCAGAAAACUUAUUUGUGAAAGAGGCUUGCAAAUUUUACAGUUCCCAGUGGUAUGUGGUGAACUACAAAUAUGAAAAAUAUUCUGGAGACAUUCGACAUUUGCCACAAUCAGAAUUCAGACCAGAGAAACUACCUUCUCAUUCCUUUGAAGUUGACCAUGAAGAUGCUGAUAAGGAUGAAGACACCACAUCCCACUCAUCUUCUAAGGGAGGUGGAGGAACAGGAGGACCAGGAGUCUUCAAGUCUGGCUGGCUUUACAAGGGGAAUUUUAACAGCACUGUCAACAAUAGCAUCACUGUCAGGUCCUUCAAAAAACGUUAUUUUCAGCUGACUCAGUUACCAGAUAAUUCCUACAUUAUGAACUUCUACAAAGAUGAGAAAAUAUCCAAAGAACCCAAAGGCUGCAUCUUUUUGGAUUCCUGUACAGGUGUCGUGCAGAAUAACAGACUUAGAAAAUACGCCUUUGAAUUGAAAAUGAAUGACCUGACAUAUUUUGUGCUGGCGGCUGAAACAGAGCUGGAUAUGGAUGAAUGGAUUCACACUCUCAACAAAAUCCUCCAAAUAAAUCCUGAGGGGCCCCUUCAGGAAAGGAAGAGUGCAGACCUCACAGAUCUCAGGCUGGAUUCUCUGGAAAAUUCUAUGACUUGUGAAUGCACAUCAGAGGAAACAGACUCUUCAGAGAACAACUUGCAUCCAGAAUUUGCUAAAUACCUCACAGAAACAGAAGAAACUGUUAAAAUGUCACGAAACAUGGAGAGACUAAAUCUGUUUUCCCUGGAUCCAGACAUAGAUGCCUUAAAACUUCAGAAAAAGGAUCCUUCAGAUACAGAGUCCAUGAUCAGACCAUUUGAAGAAAAGACAGCCAAGAGAUUUAUGACUGUUUGUAAAUCUCUCAAUUUAAACCUUCAGGGAUGUGUCACUGAGAAUGAAAAUGAUCCAUUGACUAAUAUUGAACCGUUUUUUGUAAGCCUGGCCCUUUAUGAUACCAGAGACAACAGAAAGAUUUCUGCGGAUUUUCAUGUGGAUCUGAACCAUACACUUGUUAGACAAAUGGUUUCAGGUGCUUCAGUGGCCCUGGAAAAUGGCAACAUUGAUACAGUCAGCCCCAGACAGUCAGAAGAACCACAUGUGAAGGGGUUUCCUGAAGAAUGGCUAAAGUACCCAAAGCAGGCUAUUUUUUCUGUAAGUAACCCACACUCUGACAUUGUUUUGGUGGCCAAGAUCGAAAAAGUGCUUAUGGGAAAUAUCGCCAGUGGUGCUGAACCUUAUAUUAAAAAUCCAGAUUCCAACAAGUAUGUACAGAAGAUAUUAAAGUCAAACAGGCAGUUCUGCAGCAAGCUGGGAAAAUACCGCAUGCCAUUUGCUUGGGCAGUGAGAUCUGUAUUUAAGGACAACCAGGGGAAUGUGGAUAGAGACUCAAGAUUUUCUCCAUUGUAUAAGCAAGAGAGUAGCAAGAUUUCCACAGAAGACCUGAUUAAACUGGUGUCAGAUUACAGGAGGGCUGACAAGAUAAGCAAAACGCAGACCAUCCCUGGAAACCUUGAUGUUGUAGUUGAAAAUGUUCCUUUGGAGCAUCCAAAUUGUGUGACCUCAUCCUUUAUCCCCAUGAAGCCCUUUGAUAUGAUGGUUCAACAGGAGCCAACAGUAGAGGUGGAAGAAUUCGUUUAUGAUUCAACAAAGUAUUCCCGGCCUUAUCGGGUGUAUAAAAACCAAAUUUAUGUCUAUCCGAAGCACCUCAAGUAUGAUGGGCAGAAAUGUUUCAACAAGGCACGAAAUAUAACUGUGUGCAUUGAAUUCAGGAACUCAGAUGAAGAAGGUGCCAAGCCAGUGAAGUGUAUUUAUGGAAAACCUGGUGGGCCACUAUUUACUACCACAACAUACACAACAGUACUUCAUCAUUCCCAGAAUCCUGACUUCUCUGAUGAGGUGAAAAUUGAGCUGCCCACACAACUCCAUGAGAAACAUCACAUUUUGUUUUCAUUUUAUCACAUCACAUGCGACAUCAAUGCAAAGUCUAAUGCCAAAAAGAAGGAGGCUCUGGAAACAUCAGUUGGAUACGCUUGGCUUCCUUUAAUGAAAGGUGAUCAACUAGCAUCUAAAGAACAUAAUAUCCCAGUAGCAACUAGUCUGCCUCCUAAUUACUUAAGCCUUCAAGAUUCUGCAACAGGAAAGCACAGUGGGAGUGACUUUAAAUGGGUGGAUGGUGGGAAACCACUUUUCAAAGUAACAACAUUUGUUGUAUCAACAGUGAAUACUCAGGAUCCAUAUGUGAACACAUUUUUUCAGCAGUGCCAAAAAAGAGAAAAAGAUAUGUCUCAGCCACCUACCUCAAGUUUUGUGCUCUCUUGUAAGAAUUUGCUGAUUGUUGAGAAGAUUCAUGCUAUCAUGAGUUUUCUUCCCAUAAUCUUGAAUCAACUCUUCAAGGUUCUGGUUCAGAAUGAAGAGGAUGACAUCACCAACACUGUUACCAGGGUUCUAACUGAUAUUGUGAGUAAAUGCCAUGAAGAACAGCUAGACGAUUCCGUCAAAUCUUAUAUAAAGUAUGUGUUCAAGACUACAACAUACAAAGAGAGGACGGUCCACGAGGAACUGGCAAAGAAUACAACUGGUCUUCUGAAAUCAAAUGAUUUAACAACAAUCAAACAUGUCUUGAAGCAUUCCUGGUUCUUCUUUGACAUUAUUUUGAAGUCAAUGGCACAGCAUUUGGUUGACACAAAGAAAAUUGAGCUUCCUCGGGCUCAGAGGUUUCCUUACUCUUACCAAAGUGAGUUGGACACACUCGUAAUGAUCAUCUCAGACCACGUGAAUUGGAAGUACAAAGAGGCUGUUGAAGAAACAAGAAGAGCAAACCACAGUGUCGCCAGAUUUCUUAAGCGCUGCUUUACAUUUUUGGACCGUGGAUUUGUAUUUAAAAUGGUCAACAACUACAUAAGCAUGUUCUCCUCUGGUGAACUCAAGACCUUUUGCCAGUACAAGUUUGAUUUCCUUCAAGAAGUAUGCUAUCAUGAACAUUUUAUUCCUUUGUGUCUCCCCAUAAGGUCAGCCAACAUUCCAGAUCCUUUGACACCUUCCGAAUCAACUCAGGAGUUACAUGCAUCAGAUAUGCCUGAAUAUACUGUCACCAAUGAAUUUUGCCGCAAACACUUCUUAAUUGGAAUUCUUCUCCGAGAGGUUGGCUUUGCACUUCAGGAAGACCAAGAUAUCAGACACUUAGCUUUAGCUGUUCUUAAAAAUAUAAUGGCGAAGCAUUCAUUUGAUGAUCGAUACAGGGAACCAGACAAGCAGGCACAAAUAGCCACUUUAUACAUGCCUCUCUAUGGGAUGCUGCUUGACAAUAUGCCAAGGAUCUAUCUGAAGGAUCUUUUCCCUUUUACAGUCAAUACAUCUAAUCAGGGAUCAAGGGACGACUUGAGCACCAAUGGAGGAUUUCAGAGCCAGUCAGCUAUGAAGCAUGCUAACUCUGUGGACACAUCAUUUUCGAAAGAUGUCUUAAACUCCAUAGCAGCUUUUUCAUCAAUAGCUAUUUCUACAGUAAACCAUGGAGACUCCAGAGCUUCACUUGCAAGCCUUGACUCCAAUCCAAGUACUAACGAAAAGAGCAGUGAGAAGACAGACAACUGUGAAAAGAUUGCAAGACCACUGUCCCUCAUAGGACUGACAAUGAGAUUUGACAAGCUUGAUCAAGCAGAAACAAGGAGUCUUCUUAUGUGUUUUCUUCACAUCAUGAGGACCAUUUCAGAAGAGACAUUGAUUUCCUACUGGCAAAGGGCACCCAUUUCGGAGAUAUCUGAUUUCUUCAGCAUAUUGGAUGUUUGUCUUCAAAAUUUCAGAUACUUGGGCAAACGUAAUAUAAUAAGAAAAAUUGCUGCUGCAUUCAAGUUUGUCCAGGCAACCCAAAACAAUGGGACUCUCAAAGGAUCUAACUCCUCCUGUCAGACAACAGGUCUUCUCUCACAGUGGAUGCAUACAACUUCCAGUCAUGAAGGACAUAAGCAUCACAGAUCUCAAACCUUACCCAUAAUCCGUGGCAAAAAUGCACUUUCUAACCCCAAGCUCUUACAAAUGUUGGAUAAUACCAUCACCAGUAAUUCCAAUGAAAUAGACAUUGUGCACCAUGUAGACACGGAGGCCAAUACUGCCACUGAGGUUUGCCUCACAGUUCUGGAUCUGCUCAGCCUCUUCACCCGGGUCCACCAGCGACAACUCCAGCAAUCUGAAUGCCAGAAUUCAAUGAUGAAAAGAAUUUUUGAUACCUACCUACUCUUUUUACAAGUGAAUCAGUCGGCAAUUGCUUUGAAACAUGUUUUUGCUGCAUUGAGGUUGUUUGUGUCAAAGUUUCCAUCAGCAUUCUUUCAAGGGCAAGCUGACCUCUGUGGAUCAUUCUGCUAUGAAGUCUUAAAAUGCUGUAACCACAGGUCACGGUCAACUCAGACAGAAGCCUCUGCACUUCUUUAUUUCUUCAUGAGGAAGAAUUUUGAAUUUAACAAGCAGAAAUCAAUAGUCAGGUCCCACUUACAACUCAUUAAGGCUGUAAGCCAGUUAAUAGCUGAUGCAGGAAUUGGAGGAUCCCGGUUUCAACAUUCCCUUGCAAUUACAAAUAAUUUUGCCAAUGGAGACAAGCAAAUGAAAAACAGUCAUUUUCCAGCAGAAGUGAAAGACCUAACAAAACGUAUCCGGACAGUCCUCAUGGCCACAGCUCAGAUGAAGGAGCAUGAGAAAGACCCUGAAAUGCUGGUGGACCUCCAGUAUAGCCUGGCAAACUCCUAUGCAAGCACCCCAGAGUUACGAAGGACCUGGCUAGAAAGCAUGGCCAAGAUUCAUGCCAAAAAUGGAGACUUAUCAGAGGCUGCUAUGUGUUAUAUCCACAUAGCUGCCCUCAUCGCAGAGUACCUGAAAAGAAAGGGUUACUGGAAAAUGGAAAAGAUUUGCACAUCAGCUAUGUUCCCGGAGGAUGUUCACAUCUGUGAUAGCAAUCAGUUACUAACAACUCACAAUGGAGGAAGCAUGUUUUCUAUGGGUUGGCCUGCUUUCCUGAGCAUCACACCAAAUAUCAAAGAAGAAGGAUACAUGAAAGAAGAUUCAGGAAUGCAGGAUACACACUAUAAUGAGAACAUCCUGGUAGAGCAACUCUACAUGUGUGUUGAAUUUCUGUGGAAGUCCGAGAGAUAUGAGCUUAUCGCCGAUGUCAACAAACCCAUCAUUGCAGUCUUUGAGAAACAGAGAGAUUUCAAAAAAUUAUCAGAUCUCUACUAUGACAUUCAUCGGUCGUAUCUGAAAGUUGCAGAAGUGGUGAAUUCUGAAAAACGGUUGUUUGGUCGCUAUUAUCGGGUGGCAUUUUAUGGACAGGGAUUUUUUGAAGAAGAGGAAGGUAAAGAAUAUAUUUAUAAGGAGCCUAAGCUGACAGGUCUAUCCGAGAUAUCCCAAAGACUCCUGAAGCUUUAUGCUGAUAAAUUUGGUGCAGACAAUGUGAAGAUAAUACAGGAUUCCAACAAGGUCAACCCGAAGGACUUGGAUUCCAAAUAUGCCUACAUCCAGGUGACCUAUGUCACACCUUACUUUGAAGAGAAGGAAGUUGAAGAUCGAAAAACAGAUUUUGAAAUGCAUCACAACAUCAACCGUUUUGUCUUUGAAACACCAUUUACGCUGUCGGGCAAGAAACAUGGUGGGGUUGAGGAGCAGUGCAAGAGGAGAACGAUACUCACAACAAGCCAUCUGUUCCCCUAUGUGAAGAAAAGAAUCCAAGUCAUAAGCCAGUCAAGCACUGAACUGAACCCCAUUGAGGUCGCCAUUGAUGAGAUGGCCAAGAAGGUUUCUGAGCUUAAUCAGCUUUGUACAAUGGAAGAAGUAGACAUGAUCAGGCUACAACUCAAACUCCAAGGGAGUGUCAGCGUGAAGGUAAAUGCAGGGCCUAUGGCUUAUGCCAGAGCUUUCCUUGAAGAAACAAAUGCAAAGAAAUAUCCUGACAACCAAGUAAAGCUUCUGAAGGAAAUUUUCAGGCAAUUUGCAGAUGCAUGUGGGCAUGCCCUCGAUGUUAAUGAGCGCCUCAUUAAAGAGGACCAGCUGGAGUAUCAGGAAGAAAUGAAGUCUCAUUACAAGGACAUGCUCAGUGAACUCUCCACAAUCAUGAAUGAACAGCUCUGUCAUGGUCCCUGUUUAUACAGCUUCUGUUCUUCUAUGUCUAACAUUUCCCUCAGUACUGUAAGCAAAAGUGAUUACAUACAAGGAGGACCCAUCAAAGCAAGGAUUGGAGCGAACUUAUACUCGUGUAAUUAAUAGGACAAGUAACCCCCCACAGACAACCUUGCCUUCACCCAGUACCGAAAUUUGAUGCCAGCUACACCCUUAGUCAGACUUCCAUCUCAAGAGGACUUUGGGGUCUUUGAGCUGAUCCUGUAGGAUGCCUUGAAACUGGCGAGAGAAAGAUGGUUUUAAUUUAUUCUAAGUCGUCAUGUUGUUAAUAUAUUGUUUUUUUACAUUGCUAGCUUGAGAAUUUUGCCAACUCCAGUAUUUGCACAUUUCCUAUGAGUUUUAUUUUGUUUUGUUUUGUUUUGUUUUUGUUACUGAACAAUGUUUAUGAAGCCAGGCUGGAUAUAUGCUAUAAAUUUCCAAUAGAUGUAUAGCUCAGCAGCAAGCAGGAAGUUUGCUGUGAGAAUAGAUCUAAUACCAAGUCCUAGUAUACCUAUUUUAAAGGUCAAUGUGGGUGUUUUGUAACAUUGAAGCACAUUUCAAGUGUAAAUAGAAGAUGUGUAAAAUAUGUCAUUUUUACAAACUUGAACAAAAGAGACUUUUUAGUUCAUACUUAUGACAAUACUAAAAUUAUAUGAAUAACCUUUGAGAUACCAGUAUAUUAAAAUAUUUGUGUAUGUGUACAAAAGUGUUGAUAAAGGCUAAUCUUUGAAGCUUGUUGAGUUCUUUUAUUGUAACAUAUGCUCUUAGAAGCAAUGAGAUAUGAAAUGAAUGUGGUAUAUUUUUUUUUGUUAAUAGAAAUAAAAAAAUACAUAAUUUUCA
This is a messenger RNA of Monodelphis domestica (gray short-tailed opossum), 7812 nucleotides long. RefSeq names its product dedicator of cytokinesis 10 (gene DOCK10). The record is from RefSeq and is a predicted model, not a curated record. Gene Ontology annotation, biological process: regulation of cell migration; small GTPase-mediated signal transduction; dendritic spine morphogenesis. Lineage: Eukaryota; Metazoa; Chordata; Mammalia; Didelphimorphia; Didelphidae. Gene Ontology annotation, molecular function: guanyl-nucleotide exchange factor activity.